AUGGUGUUACCUGCGGCGUGGAUUCUGAUCUUCAAGCUUGGGUUCAUCAGAGACAGCUCCGAGUGCAGUUUGGCGUUCAGACCAGGCACCAGCGACGUGCUGCCAACAAGAACGAUGUUGUUGGCGAGCUGCGGCUUCAGAUCGAUGUCCAGCCGGUCAAGCACCGUUUGCACGAGCUUGAUCAGACCAAUACCGCCCUGGACAUCGGCAACGUCCUCGUCCAUUUUGUCUUCCUCGGGCUUUUUCGCCCGUCUCAUUGGAACGUACUCUUUGCUGGAGGUCUCGUUGGCGUGGCCAAGUCUCUUGAUGAUGUUUCCGUCGUCCGGGGUCUCGAAGCCGGUGAUCGGCGUCGACAGCGUCUCGAGCGGCGAGAACAACGAGUUGCUCAGCGCAGCACGGUCUUUCUUUGUGAACGGAACAGCAAGCCCGUCCGGAAGCUCAAACCAGCGAACUUGGUCGUCAGACUCCUUUGGCUCGUCUCCUUCCUCCUCAAUGCAACUCAACAAAGUCUCCUUCAUCUCCUGCAACACCUUGAGCUUGGCAAACUCGUGGAACGAUUUGGACACCUCGAAAUCGUACUUGCGCUCCUGGAACUCCGCCUUGGACGCUGGAGAUUCGUAA
This is a messenger RNA of Ogataea philodendri, 621 nucleotides long. RefSeq lists its product as uncharacterized. The record is from RefSeq and is a predicted model, not a curated record. NCBI's taxonomy places the organism in Eukaryota, Fungi, Ascomycota, Pichiomycetes, Pichiales, Pichiaceae. The transcript has a single exon. Bases 1 to 621 code for a protein of 206 amino acids.